Daldinia caldariorum is the source of this 1881-nucleotide messenger RNA. RefSeq names its product adenylate kinase cytosolic. NCBI's taxonomy places the organism in Eukaryota, Fungi, Ascomycota, Sordariomycetes, Xylariales, Hypoxylaceae. The transcript has 4 exons. Gene Ontology annotation, molecular function: ATP binding; AMP kinase activity. The record is from RefSeq and is a predicted model, not a curated record. Bases 431 to 1237 code for a protein of 268 amino acids. Gene Ontology annotation, cellular component: cytoplasm; mitochondrion. Gene Ontology annotation, biological process: ADP biosynthetic process.
CCCCAAUUGCCCCGAGCUCCAGUCUUGUACCGACACUAAAUUUAUAGCAAGUCGCAAUUGAACGUGGCAAUCCGUUCCUUGGCUGGAGAAAAAAAAAAGUAGAGGCGGCCAUAAAAAAAGAGAGGAAAAAAAAAAAGAAUAUCCCGAUUGCCGACUCCCCCCGACUUCGCCUGCACGCCGCCAAGAGCACCACCGAAAUUCCAGCUUCUAACACCUGGCAAACUUCCUGGCAACUUUCAACUUACAACUUGCUACUUACUACGCUCUUCUUUAUCUUCCCCUAUCAUAAACUUCCGUUACUUCCCUUUUUCCCUUUCCUUUUUUUUCUUCUUAUAAUUAUAUUACUCACUCAUUUCUUCUAGUGACCUGACCUGUCGCCUUUCUCUAAACCGCCUUGGUCCGGCUCAAUUGAUUCGUUUGAGCUGUUAAAAUGGGUGUUAUCAACGAUGAGAUGAAGCGGCUGCAAGACGUCGUGUCCAGCCUAGAGGACCGCGUACGACGUCUAGAGCAGCGCCAAUCUGGCGAGAGCGGCGAAAGCGUGCGCAUGAUCCUCAUGGGUCCUCCUGGAGCUGGAAAGGGAACUCAAGCGCCUAGGAUUAAGGAGAAGUUCUCGUGCUGCCAUUUAGCCACUGGUGACAUGCUCCGAUCUCAAGUCGCCAAGAAAACGCCUCUCGGAAAGGAAGCGAAGAAGAUUAUGGAUGCCGGUGGUUUGGUCAGCGACGACAUCGUCAUUGGCAUGAUCAGGGAAGAACUCGAGAACAACUCGGAGUGCAAGGGAGGCUUUAUCCUUGACGGUUUCCCCCGCACUGUCGCUCAAGCCGAAUCUCUUGACAAGAUGCUUGCCGAGAAGAACCAGAAGCUACAGCACGCCGUUGAAUUACAAAUCGACGACGCUCUUCUGGUCGCGCGUAUUACCGGCCGUCUAGUCCACCCCGCUUCCGGUCGAAGUUACCACAGCACCUUCAACCCCCCUAAGGUGCCUAUGACGGACGAUAUCACCGGCGAGCCUCUGAUCCAACGAUCUGACGAUAACGCUGAUGCGCUUAAGAAGCGCCUGGUUACCUACCACGAUCAGACCGCUCCCGUUGUCGGAUACUACAAGAAGACUGGUAUCUGGAAGGGCGUUGACGCCAGCCAAGAACCUGGUCAGGUCUGGUCUAGCUUAUUGAAGAUUUUCGACGAGAAGAAGAGCUCCAAGAGCAGCGGUGGUAUCUUGAGCAAGCUUACUGGCCAAUAAACCAGCAGCUUACUCUUGUCUUUACCUUCCUCUCUUACCCUGGCUUCCUGAUAUUUGGACCUGGGAGGUGAGAGACAUGGGGUAAUGGAUAUAAGAGCUUCCAACGUGAGGCGUCAGGCGAUCAUUCAGGAAGGCGUCAUUAUUGAGCUAUAACGCAGUAGAAAGGGGUAUAUGGAGCUUAGGACGCCUAAGGUGUAAUGACGGGAUGAAAAGGGGUUCCUAUGGAACUAACGCGCGACCUGUAUCAUACGACUUGCAUGUACCAUGUCAUCAUCAUGAAUCGAACCAUCCAAAAGACACCUUGAUCCCGUGUCUUUUUUUUCGAUGUAAGCACUGAACUUCGGCUCAACCCGUAGAUAAUAAAUACGGCGUUUUUCCAACGUAAUAUUUCUACCUCGGUUAGGUACCUAAGUUAUUAUAUGUUGAAUAAUAACUCUUUUCCCGCCGGGGUGAUCAUUUAUCCUGCUCUAGGAAAGAUCUCGAAGGGCUUAGGCUAUCGAGCUUUAGCUUAAUAGGGGUAAACUGGAUGACUAAGAGGUAGCUGGUUCGAUGUAGCAGUGAAGAACAGUUUAUAGCUCUAAGCAUAACUAUAAAAGUCUAACUUAGACUAUAAAGACCAGACUCAAAUACAUGAUCUUAGCUUA